UGUUAUAUCUCACUAUAAACAAUGUUAGCCUCUCUGAACACGACAUUUUCAGGGUCAAGUCCAAACGGGCCUCUCCUGUCAUGCAGUUGCUUGUGCUUAUGAUUCAUUUUCUAGUCCCAGAGUUGUCUUAUGUCAUGAUUUUUAAAAAGCUUUCCCGUUUGUCAUUUACAAUUACAGGAUGACCCCCUACUCUCCACCGACCACCUCACUCCUCUCUCUGACAAUGGAUUAGUGCUUACAUGGAAAACAAGCUGCUGGCACACGUGUCUAAUCUGGCCAUGAAACCUUAUUGUGUUGUGCGCUCUGAAGAACCGCUGGAGACCACGCCAGAGCAGAGCGGACUUCUGACAAGACACACGCCAGCACACAAACAUCCAGCAUGAAAAUAAGACCCCCGGAGUAUCCUGCGCCCAACCAGACAUAGUCUAAAUGGAAUCUGGGCUUGGAAGAAGCAAAGACAACUGCAUUCAUCAGCUGAACUUUUUGGAGGGUGUUCCUUUUCCCUUAUAUGGCAACAGAGCAGGGAAAUCAUUUGAAUUAGUCUGGUUUCUGUUGCAUGCCUGUCUGGUUUUAGUGCUGACUGAGUUCCAUCUGGUAUGUUUCUGUCUCUGCUGUGUGCGUGUGUGAGUGUGUGGGUGCCGCGUGUGAGGCUUGAUUUGUUUGUUUUGCCAUUCUUGGUUCUUCUUUUCCUGUUGUUUGCAUGCGGGGCUUUUGUUUUGGGACAAGAGGAGGGCUUGUGUUUGUGGUUAAGCUAGAGGCACAGUUGCUGCCUCAGGGGUGGCUGCUACAUUCAGACUCCGCACCUCUUGCUGUUUUUUCCUCUACCUCCUUCUCUCUCCCUUCCCCACACCGCUGUGAUGGCCCGUGUUUGUUGGAGCAACACACCCACCUGGGUGCCGCUGCCCGUAACCAAAGACUGAACCUGGGUCUCUCUACGCACGGAAAAAGUAGACUGGAGCGUCUGCUGAGGAGCAAGCCGUUGUUGGAAUGGACUAUUCACGCGACCCGCUGGAUGUUUCUUCUUUCUGCCUUCACCAUAACAGGAUGUGUGACCCAGGAGAAACCAUCAGGAACCCAGGAAGUGAAUGCUGAUAGGGUUGUUUGACACUUUGCUCCUGACGAAAAGGACCAUGGGAACAUUUGCAACAGUGAAGUGGUUUGAGCGGUAGACCACCAGUGCGAUGCCAUCUGAGCAAGUCUGACAUUUGCAUCAAACUAGUUCAUCACCUCAUGCGGAUUAUUUUUCGGAACAUAACUCUCAGUAUUGAUUGUCAUGGCUAUGGCAUCAUGGUACCAUCGUGACAUCAGCCGUGUGCAUGCAGAGGACCUGCUGGCACGGGCAGGGAGGGAUGGCAGCUACCUAGUGAGAGACAGUGAGUCUGUGCCGGGAGCCUAUGCAUUGUGCCUACUGUUCCAACGUCAUGUUCACACCUAUCGUAUUCUCCCUGAUGCAGAUGGUCUUCUGGCAGUCCAGACAACACAAGGGGUGCAGGUGAAUUGUUUCCGGACGCUGGAGGACUUAGUGUCGGGGUACCAGCAUCCGCACAAAGGCCUGGUCAUUCCUCUGCUCUACCCUGUUCCCCGAGAUGCAGACACCGGGGAUGAGAGCUCAGAUGAUGAGAAACCUCCUCCUGCUCCAGCCUCUGUCAGCACUGUGCCAUUCACAGGACCCACAAAACCAGCCCCUCAUGCCCUGUUCCUGGAUAAGCUGCAAGAGCUGAACACAUCAAACACUGCAGGUGAGGUGAUCGGCCUGCUCAAUGACUACCUCUUCAGCGAGCUGCCUCUCGACAUUGAGAAUGUGCAUAAAGGGGCAACAAACAUGUGCCGCCUCAAGCGAACUCUGGGUGCUGCCUGCCAAGGGCUAAACAGUGAGAUUGACUUGACCCUUUCAAGUUUGGAAACCCUGGCCAAAGUCUUCGACCAUCCUACCUGCUCUCUGGCACCCUCUAAGGCACAGGGUCCAGAGAUGGAGAUAGACAACUUGUUGUGUAAGAUCACAGCUUUGGUCAGUCUUCUCUCUUCUUUGGAGAAAAAGGUACUGAAAGCAUUGCAAGAUGCCGUGACCAAUCACAAUCUGGCAGCGCAGCCUAGCCCACCAACCACUGAACCAACACCCGCCAGCGUAACACCUGUAAAGCACACCUCCAGACAGCUGCCUGUUCACUCCUUUCAGGUGAAGAUGUUGAGGUACGGCAGACAAACCGUUUCGGUGGAUGUGGAUACAGGAGUGGUGCUUUUUGACAAGAAAUCUGGUUCAUUUAGCAUAGAGAGGGUCUCAUAUGAGAGAAUUCUUCAGAUUGUCAAGUUCCAUGGUAGUCCAGCCAAAGUACGCAUGGUGGUCGACAGCCACCAUAACGCGCCGCGCGAGAUGACGUUUGAGAGUGCACGGAAAUGCGACUCCUUCUGCCAACUCCUCCAGCUGAUGAAAACCAGGCACUCGAAGCGGAGUGAACCUGAUGUGAUCUCUGUUUUUGUUGGCACCUGGAACAUGGGUGGUUCCCCGCCACCUCGAAGCCUGCAGUCGUGGGUGACGUGCUGCGGUUUGGGACACACCCCUGAUGAGUCGAUCGCCUUGCUCCCUCACGACAUCUACGCCGUGGGGACUCAGGAAAACCCUCAGGGGGAGAAAGAGUGGACGGAACAUAUCAAAGCAACCCUGCGCAGCUAUACUCGUAUUGACUUCAAACAAGUGGCAGUGCAGUCCCUGUGGAAUAUGAGGCUGGCAGUGUUUGUCAAGCCAGAGCUUGAGAGUCGCAUCAGCCUUGUGAACACAGCCAGCGUGAAGACUGGCUUGGGGAAUACGUUGGGAAACAAGGGGGCGGUUGGAGUGUCCUUCCACUUCAAUGGAACAUCAUUUGGUUUUGUUAAUUGCCACCUGACGUCUGGAAGUGAGAAAGUCCUGAGGAGGAACCAGAACUUUUUGGACAUCCUCAGGCUGCUUUCUCUGGGCGACAAACAGCUCGGCGCCUUUGACAUCAGCCUGCGUUUCACCCAUCUGUUCUGGUGUGGAGACCUCAACUACAGGCUUGACUUGGACGUACAGGAUAUCCUGAAACAUGUAUCCAAGAGGGAAUUCGAGGAGCUCAUGUGUGCAGACCAGCUGACCCGAGAAAGACACAAACGAAAGGCCUUUCUCAAUUUCAAGGAAGAGAAGAUUGCUUUUCCACCCACCUACCGUUAUGAACGGGGCUCCAGAGACUGCUACCUCUGGGAAAAGUACAAGUCUUCAGGGGUGCGAGUCAAUGUUCCAUCAUGGUGUGAUAGGAUUCUGUGGAGGUCCUACCCAGAGACACACAUACUCUGCACUGCAUAUGGAUGCACUGAUGACAUCUUCACAAGUGACCACUCGCCUGUUUUCGCCACCUUCCAAGUAGGAGUGACGUCGCGGUUCAGCUCCAAAACAGAUUCAAAUUCCGGCAUGGAGAAGGCCUGGAUUGAGCUCGAAGGCAUCGAGGCCAUUGUGAAGACAGCAAGCAAAGCAAAGUUCUUCAUUGAAUUCUCUUCGUCGUGCCUUGAAGAGACACGACGCUCGAGCGAGAAUGACUCACAGAGCUGUGAUGUUCCUGGAUUUCUCAAACUGGGCUGGUCCUACAAACAGCUGCCAAAGCUCCUUCCAGUUAUGUCUGACAUGGAGUAUCUUAAGGACCAGCACCUGCUGUUGUCUGUGAAGUCAUGCGAUGGCUUUGAGUCAUACGGUGAAUGCUGCGUGGCUCUGCACGCACUCACUGGUGCAUCAGAACAAUUUGAGACAUUUUUGAGUCACCGAGGUGAGGAGAUGGGCUCUAUACGUGGACGGGUCAGAAUCCAUGUACCUAAAGACAGGCGGGGAACAAGGGAGAAAGUCUAUGAGUGGUUCUGCUAUGAGAAAGAUGAUAAAGUUCUCACAAGGGCUCACAUGUCUGCAAUGACACGGAUCCCAGUAACCAGGUCCUCUGCAGUCCCUCUCAAACUAACACCGAGCAGCUACACCAACCCAGCCUACUUCAUCUUUGAAGGUGUGUCAGUGCCGCGCAAGGUGGAGGAGGCUCUCCCCCCGAGAAGAGUCCCCCAAGUAAUCUGGUCUGGGACUGAGGCCUUGCAGCUUCCUAAAGUCUCAGGGCGUCAGGGGUUUGACCGGAGACCCACCCGAAGAUCGGACUUCACAGAGAUUGAAAUUCCAGCCAUCUUGCCUCAGUACACUUCAACAAAUGAGCUCCAUACACCGCAAAGCAACUCCUCCUAUCAGCUUUUCCCUGCCAAAAGCCAGUCUCCCAUACCCCCGCCCUCAAGUAACGCCAUCUCACAGUACCAGGAACAGACCUCACAACUCAGAGAAAAGUACCACAGUAGAAGUGUUGUCCAGGACUCCAUACAGCCUGAAGGUAAUGUGAGGAACUUGUAUAUGAACCACUCAGAAAUCAUCAAGGAAAAAGCCCGAUGGGAUCAACACCAGCUGCUUCUAGAAAGGAACAGUCGUGUCAAAGCAUCCAAAGCGCCAACGUCGGCUUUACCGUACACCCCUUCUCACUCGAGACACUGUCAGUCCUCUGCUUCCUGGUUGGUGGAGCUGCAGCCCCCUGGACCUACGGGGGACAACUCACUCACUGCUUUGCAAAUUGCCAAAUCCCUCAGCGAAGUUGACUUCUUCCCCGCAGAGCAGCAGGGCCCAUCCCUACACAACCAGAGGCCAAAUUACAGAAACGGUCCCUCCAUGCAUGGAGAUAGAGGCUACGGCAGGGAGAAAGAGGUGUCUGUCCUCCAAGGUGCACCAGAAACUGUACGGGAGCUUCUUAGCGCUCUGGGUCUUCAGAAAUACACCCUGGGACUUAGCCUCAAUGGCUGGGAUGAUCUGGACUACUUCAGUGGCAUCACUGAGGCAGAUCUGUGUGCUGCCGGAGUGACAAACCCUUCCCAUCGACGCAGGAUCCUUGAAAACCUGCCCAGGAAUUGGAACUGACACAGAGCGAUGAAAAGCAUUGACGGUACAAAGGCCUGUAAUCUGCUCAUUUAGAACUGGAAGAACUGCUAGAGCUGUCACAUCAGCUGGAUAUUACCACGACCCUGCCAUAUUUUCAUUUACUCAAUCAAUGCUGCAACAAUAGUUGGUCAGUGUCAACAAAGAGCAGAGAACAUAAUGCAGGAAGUGUGUCCACAGCACAGCUUGCUUUAUUCAUCUAUCCGUCUCAAAAGAUAAAAAAAAAAAAAAAAAAAAAAGCGGUAGGUGAUGUGAACCAAAGCCUUGACAUGCAUCCCUAGUUACUGACAUGUAUAGAAAAAAAAUGGAUCGUGGUGUCAGUGCCUCAUGGAUUUUUUUUGUUUUUAAUGAUUUUUUAAUGACUAUAAAGAUGUAGUUCUUCAAUUUGCAGUGUUCGCUCAAGGCCAGUGUUUGCCUUCCACCUUCGUGCCUUCUACAGUGUUCCUCCAUUACGCCGUCAUUAUUGAGUCUGGACCAGAGCUUUUAAAAACCCUCUGUUAAACCAUUUGAGCAUAAAAUCCAUGCAUAUCUACUGGAAGAUUGCCUGAAAGCUGGUAUAGAAAGACGUGCCAUAUGUCAUUGUGUUUACCGUCUCUUACCGUCACUGUCGUGUCACUUAAUCGGUACCGCUGUGCAGGGUUAAUGCAUCGUUUAUAAAACGCCUAAUGCAGCUCUUGAUCGUCACAGAGCAAACACAAGUUUCUCUUCAUGCUGUGGGGCAGUGUCAAAAAAAAUAAAUCUCAUCUGUAUAUUUCUAAUCUCCAUCUUGCUGCUUGUAUAUUUGCUUGAUGCCGCAUACCUAAUGGUCCAGUGCUGCAAUGCAUUCAGGUGAUUGUUGAGAAAGGAUACAUCUCCAAUAUGAGUAAAGAAUUUCUGAAACCAUUGUGUUAUCUUUACUAAAAGAAAGAUUCAAAACUUGAAAGCAAUGCAUUCCAAAUAGAUGCUGCUUCAGUGUAUGUGAAAACUGUGAGAGACACCCUCACAUCCCAGCCCUGUAGGGAACGAGGCUUAUAGCUAAUGCCAUGGUAUACUGUAUGUAUAAAGAAGUCUAUAAAGUAGUUUUUAGUACCAGUA
Molecule: messenger RNA, 6031 nt
Organism: Mugil cephalus (flathead mullet)
Lineage: Eukaryota; Metazoa; Chordata; Actinopteri; Mugiliformes; Mugilidae
Gene: inppl1b
Product: inositol polyphosphate phosphatase-like 1b
Exons: 28
Coding region: 1274-4939 (1221 amino acids)
Biological process (GO): phosphatidylinositol dephosphorylation
Molecular function (GO): phosphatase activity; protein binding
Source: RefSeq, a predicted model, not a curated record